GUAAAAACAAUCCAUUCAAAACAAUAAAAAAAAACAAAAACAAAAAUGGCGUUUGCUCCAAAGAUCAUCACAUGCCUCCUCGUCCUUACGGUCUACAUGGCUGCCGCAUCAGAGUCAAACAUAACGUGUGGGACAGUGACGAGCUCACUGGCACAGUGCGUGGGCUACUUGACCAACACUGGUCCAUUGCCAUCAGACUGCUGCGCGGGAGUCAAAUCAUUGAACCAAUUGGCUCAGACCACACCGGACCGUCGACAAGUAUGUGAGUGCCUUAAAUCAGCAGCUAAGGAAAUCGAUGGCCUCAAUACUGACCUUGUGGCCGAACUCCCUACCACUUGUGGUGUUUCAGUUCCCUACACCAUUAGUUUCAGCACCAGUUGUGACAAGAUAUCGAUUGCCGUGUAAAAGAGGCUAUAGAGAAUUACGACAAAUCAGAGUUGCCAGCUUUGAAGCUAAAUAAAAAGUAUUAUGCUGCUAUUUCCCAUUUUAUGACUUCAUUUUCUUAUUAUGUAAUCAACUACAUUUCAUAUGGUAAUAAUGACAAAGGAUCUCUCUCUAUCUUUCUCUCU
This is a messenger RNA of Eutrema salsugineum, 569 nucleotides long. Its product is annotated as non-specific lipid-transfer protein 12. The coding region runs from base 46 to 405 and encodes 119 amino acids. Gene Ontology annotation, biological process: lipid transport. The record is from RefSeq and is a predicted model, not a curated record. The transcript is spliced from 2 exons. Gene Ontology annotation, molecular function: lipid binding. Gene Ontology annotation, cellular component: membrane. Lineage: Eukaryota; Viridiplantae; Streptophyta; Magnoliopsida; Brassicales; Brassicaceae.